AUGAGUCCAACACAGUCAAGAAAAAGUCCAUUAGCGGCUUUUUACACCCGCCACAUGAGCCAGAUACAGCGUCUUCCUUGGGACUCCAACGACACCAUGCACAUGGACGAGGUCUAUGUGAACUUGGAGUGGGUACAAGAGGAAAAGAAACCCACAGGCACUAGCUCCAAGCCAGUCCCAACUUAUACCUCAAUAUUUGAAAAUACCAGACAGGGUAUUACACCAAAGAGAAUAUUGGUGAGAGGAAAAGCAGGUAUCGGCAAAACCACAUUUACACAGAAGAUGGCAAUAGACUGGGCAAAUGCGACACUGGGUAAAAAAAGUGAUGGGGUACUUUCAAAAUAUAAACACCUUUUAAUCUUAAAUCUGCGCAGCAUCCAGCCUGGUAAAACUCUAAAGGAAGCACUUGAAAUGCAAUUGUCUUGCUCUGAGAACGAGAUAAAGGAAAUCAUGGAUGCUCUGGAUAAUGACGGUGACCAUGUGCUAUUGGUCUUUGAUGGUUAUGAUGAAUUUGAUUCUAAGAAUCAUAAGGAAAUCACAGACAUCAUUCAUUGCAGACGAUACCAAGACGUGUGCACUAUCAUCACAACACGUCCAUGGAAGGCAGAAGAAUUGAUGAACCCACGAAAUACGGACAGUGUUUAUGACAUCACUGGGUUGACAGAGGACAACAUAGCAGAAUAUAUUGCUAAAUUCUUUGAUGAGCCAAAGUCACACGAUAACUUCCUUGUUUGGAUGUUGGGGUCAACAGGGGAACGUCUGAUAGACUACUUAAAGCAAAAGAAACUGAUGUCCUUAGUGAAGAUCCCGAUACUUUUACUUUUCAUUUGCCUUUUGUGGCUAGAGGAUCGCAAAAGUGUUGUCAGGACAGAAUCCCUCCCAGCUUCAUACACACUGUUAUACAAGAAGCUAAUACAGCUGCUUAUAAGACGGAAAUAUAACACCAAGACUCAGGAUGAAACAGACAAAUAUUAUAAAAAUAUUGACGACACCAUUAACUGUCUCGGUAAGCUUGCUUACUAUGGACUGCUGAAACCAGAGGGAGGUCUCAUAUUUGAUGAAAAUGAUCUGCAAUCAAUUCCAGAUAUCGGCGAGAUGUACAGUUUAGGCCUCCUCAACAAGACUAAGGUGCACUACAAGUUCGAUGUUAAACAAGCAAUUACUUUCCCUCAUAAAACCAUCCAGGAAUUUUUUGCUGCACGAUACCUGAAGGAGAAUAAUACCUUAGAUGGAAAUGGCCAUGUUUUAGAUCAAUUUCUGGACAGCUUACACACUAUUGAUGAACUCUACAACAUGGACUAUGUUUUGCGCUUCGUCUGUGGUUUAAGUAAUAGCGCGGCCACCAAAGUGCUGGAGAGAGCUAAAGCUCUGCAGGUUGAAUCCAAGAAAGGCGAAGAUAUAUCACGGAUGCAAAGUUUUCAAGCACAUGCAUGGGACUAUGACAGGAGGUACAGUGAGUGGUGCAAUGAUAUCCUCCUAGAACACUGGUAUGCACACUGUACCCAGAAAACAGUGAUGCCCCCUGAGCUUAUGUCCUGGCACACGGCACUCAACAUACCUGCAUCAUUUGAGCACUCUGAUCACAGAUUUAGUCAAAUCUUGUUGAAAAGUGUAGAGAGGGCAUCAAAACGUGUUCAGCAGUACUCAGGUAUAUUCAAAGAUGUGAGAACUGUCAUGAACGACGUUAGGUUUCCCAUAGGAAAAACAAGUCACAAUGUAUUAUCUGUGCUAAAUUCUUGUGACACGUUAGAGAAACUAUUAGUUAUCGUUUGGUGUAUAGAGACAGAUUACGACGAGUGCAGAUCUGUCUUAAAUUCUGUUUUAUCAAAAGCUCUUAACCUUGACACAAUUUCGAUACAAAUUCGCUGUUAUGGAAUUUUAUCAUCAAUACCAAAACCUGAAAAACUGGUGCAUCUUAAAGUUCAUGGAAUGGUAAAUAGUCAAGACAUUAUGAAACUGGGACAGACGCAGUCCUUAAAAACAAUUAAUGUAUCAGUAUGCAAAAGGCCAAAAGAGCUCCCAUCUGCUCUAGUGGAAAUGCCUAUUGCCAAUCAUGGUUUGACUGAUUUUAGUAUUACUUAUACCCGCCUAGGUGCUGAGACUUUAAAAAUUCUGGCCAGGAACCUUCAUCAUGUGCCAGGAUUGGAAUCCCUGAAGCUGGAGCAAGUACUGUCUGAUGUGCUCAGUGACAUCUUUGAUAGCAGUGACCUCAGAUCUCGCAGUGAUAUGACAUCCAGGUGUGGGGCCAGCAGGUGUACAUGUCGUGGUGAUACCACAAAAGAUGACAGAUGUCAGGAUGUCUGUGAAGCCGUGUCUGAACUGAGCCAAGGUGUGAAACAUACCACAAAAUUGAAAUCGUUUUCAUUAAGAAGCAAUAACCUGGGUCGGUACCACGGUAUCACCCGUCCACUGAUAGCAUUGAUACAGUCUCUCAGUACAGUGUCAGAGCAGACUGGAAUGAAGAUUAACAUGUCUGAUAAUGAGCUGGGCAAAGUAGACCGCCUCAGUGACCUAACAGAAGCCAUUGUCAACUCUUACGGGCAUGUAACUUGGAAAUAG
Messenger RNA from Lingula anatina, 2559 nucleotides. RefSeq lists its product as uncharacterized. The record is from RefSeq and is a predicted model, not a curated record. NCBI's taxonomy places the organism in Eukaryota, Metazoa, Brachiopoda, Lingulata, Lingulida, Lingulidae.